AUACUCUGGAAAUCUGGACACAAUUUAUUUGUACAGUAAAAAAUUGUUAACAUUAGUCUCAUACAUCUCAUCACAUAAUUGGGAACUCGAUGAUGGAUAUUUGUUUCAUAGACAUAACAGUAGAAUUCCUGUCUGUGGCUUUCCAUUCUAUUUUAUAUUACGCCAAUGUAUAUCCGAAGAGUAUAUUUGAAACAAGAAAGAAAUACAGUAUCAUAGUAUACCAUUCUAUUCAUCCUGAAAUUAAUAAUUACAUAGAUAUGUGCUUGCGAAGUGUCUCCGAGUGUUUCAAGAGCGGGAACCUAACCCGUGUGGUAUUUGCUAUUACCGACAGUGGUUAUCGCCCAAUACUAAAAUUCGUGUUCGAUUUUCAAAAAAAUAUGUCGUUUGAUGAUACAACGGACGCAUACUUGGUACAAGCCGAGCAGAAUCUACGCGCCUUUUUACUGAAACUGUCUUCAAUAAGUGAUAAGUUUACUAAUUUGCCCGAAGAAACUAGUUUCACUGUACAUCUACACACAAAUGAAUCUACAGCAAUUGCAAUCACAACAAAUCCUAGUUUCGAUGAUUUUCCUCUAGUUGAGAUUGAACAGAAACCUAUAGAGUCAACUGAGAUUCUGCCACUUAGAAGUUUUUCUGCAAGGAGUUGUAACAUGGAUGUUUAUAUGGAAAUAAUAAAUUUAUAGCAAAUAUAUUUUAUUGUAUUGAGGGAUUUAUGUACAAUGUAAUUAUUAGAUAAAACCUGGUAGCACUAAAAGAAUUUCUCCCAUACUAUAUUAAAAAAAAAUAUAUAACUUUAUGUAACUUAUUUUAAGAUUUAU
Achroia grisella is the source of this 818-nucleotide messenger RNA. It is a transcript of the gene PolZ2, whose product is annotated as mitotic spindle assembly checkpoint protein MAD2B. The transcript has a single exon. The record is from RefSeq and is a predicted model, not a curated record. The coding region runs from base 90 to 683 and encodes 197 amino acids. Gene Ontology annotation, cellular component: zeta DNA polymerase complex. Lineage: Eukaryota; Metazoa; Arthropoda; Insecta; Lepidoptera; Pyralidae.